GAACGCAGCUCAUUCAGAGGCUGGAACUUGGGACGAACUUACCCUCCACUUACUGACCUGAAUCGCAGAGGAUAGAAGGCAUGGCUGACCCCCCAGUUAUCAUAUGGGAACGAGAAGUUGAGCGGCUGCUGCAUUACAGAGACCUGAUCCCACGUCUGGAAGAGGCUCUGGGGAAAUUCUCCAGACGAGACAGCGCUGAGGUGAUCCAGCCUGUGCGCACCACGGUGCCCCUGCAGAAACACAACGGCUUCCUGGGGUUGAUGCCCACUUACAUGGAGAAUGACGGAGUCCUGAGCACAAAGUUCGUGUGCUUCUAUAAGAGGGAGGAUGGUUCCACUUUGCCAGCUACUCAGGCCACAGUGGUGCUGCUGGAUCCAGAGUACGGGAACGUCAAGGCUGUCAUGGAUGGAGAGGUCAUCACGGGCAUGAGGACAGCUGCAGCCUCUGCAAUCUCUGCAAAGCUGUUGAUGCGUCCGGAGGCAGAGGUGUUGGCCAUCCUGGGAACCGGCAAACAGGCCCUGAGUCAUUACAAUGCCUUCACUGAAAUGUUCUCAUUUAAAGAGGUGCGUGUGUGGAGUCGCACAAAAGAGAGAGCUGAGAGGUUUACGCACUCUGUCAGUGGUCCUGUGACGGUAUGCGUCUCCGUGGAGGAGGCGGUGAGGGGAGCAGACGCCAUAGUAACAGUGACCAGAUGUACUGAGCCGGUGCUCUUUGGUCAGUGGGUCAAACCAGGAGCCCAUGUGGCAGCGGUGGGAGCCUGCAGGCCAAACUGGCGGGAGCUGGACGACGUGCUGAUGAAGGGGGCCGUGGUGUACGUUGACAGCAGAGAGGGAGCAAUGACCGAGUCUGGUGAUAUCAUACUCUCUGGGGUGGGGGUGUUUGCAGAGCUCGGAGAUGUUAUUAAUGGGACUAAACCUGCUCACAGAGAUAAGACGACUGUGUUCAAAUCCCUCGGAAUGGGAGUUGAAGAUGCAGUGUCUGCUAAGCUGGUAUUUGACCAAUGGAAAGCCAAAAUCAGCAAACCAUGAAGCAGCCACAUACUUCAGUCUUCUCUGUUUAACCUCUAUGGCAAACAAACUGAUCGAGACAUAUUGUGACGUGGGAAAGUAUGAUGGAAAUUAUUUUUUUCUUAUAUUUUCUUACAUACUAUUUUUCUAUGUGUUUGGAAAAAAGAUAAAACACUACAACAGAUCA
Messenger RNA from Toxotes jaculatrix (banded archerfish), 1194 nucleotides. It is a transcript of the gene crym, whose product is annotated as crystallin, mu. Gene Ontology annotation, biological process: thyroid hormone metabolic process. The transcript is spliced from 8 exons. Lineage: Eukaryota; Metazoa; Chordata; Actinopteri; Toxotidae. Bases 81 to 1028 code for a protein of 315 amino acids. Gene Ontology annotation, molecular function: thyroid hormone binding. The record is from RefSeq and is a predicted model, not a curated record. Gene Ontology annotation, cellular component: cytoplasm.